Messenger RNA from Bombyx mori (domestic silkworm), 7977 nucleotides. It is a transcript of the gene Cht6, whose product is annotated as mucin-2. Gene Ontology annotation, biological process: carbohydrate metabolic process; chitin catabolic process. The coding region runs from base 208 to 5514 and encodes 1768 amino acids. Gene Ontology annotation, cellular component: extracellular region. NCBI's taxonomy places the organism in Eukaryota, Metazoa, Arthropoda, Insecta, Lepidoptera, Bombycidae. The transcript is spliced from 25 exons. The record is from RefSeq and is a predicted model, not a curated record. Gene Ontology annotation, molecular function: chitin binding; chitinase activity.
CAGCCCGCGCAAGUCGACGUUUCCCGCCGAAACGAAGUUUCGAAUUUAGAAAGACGAACGUGAAUAGAAAAAUAAUUUUAUUUUUUCUGCUUUUGAAACUAACGUGCCAGUGUUCGAAGUGCGUUUUUUUUUUUUUAUUCGUGUGCACAGUGAAUGAUGUGAAAAACAUUUGUGGCUCAUGAUAUAUAUUGACAUUUAGUACGGAAGAUGGGAAUUUUCGAUUAUAAGUUCAUAGGAAAGCUUUUUAAAAUGGAAUCCACAAUAUGGCUGACCCUGCUAUUGGCAGUGAUAGCAACAACGCCAGUAUCAUCAAACGAACCGCGAGUGGUGUGUUACUACACGAACUGGUCGGUGUAUCGGCCCGGUACGGCCAAGUUCAACCCACAGAACAUCAAUCCGUACCUGUGCACGCAUCUUAUAUACGCCUUCGGGGGCUUCACGAAGGAUAACACGUUGAAGCCAUUCGACAAAUACCAGGACAUCGAGAAAGGUGGUUAUGCCAAGUUCACCGGACUAAAGACGUACAACAAGAAUCUGAAAACACUCCUAGCCAUAGGCGGAUGGAACGAGGGUUCUUCCAGAUUCUCCCCUAUGGUAGCGUCCAAGGAGAGAAGGAAAGAGUUCGUCAGAAACGCUAUUAAGUUCCUCAGACAAAACCGGUUCGAUGGUCUCGACUUGGACUGGGAGUACCCUGCCUUCCGCGACGGCAGCAAGCCCAAAGACCGGGAGAACUACUCGAGGCUGGUGCGAGAGCUACGUGAGGAGUUCGAAAGAGAAUCUGAGAAGACCGGAAAACCAAGGUUGCUGCUGACCAUGGCAGUGCCAGCUGGCAUCGAAUACAUCCAGAAGGGUUAUGAUGUUAAAACUUUGAACAGACAUUUGGAUUGGAUGAAUCUACUAUCUUAUGAUUACCACUCCGCUUUCGAGCCGGCGGUCAACCACCACGCACCCCUCUACCCUCUCGAGGAGCCAAACGAAUACAGCGUCGACACAGAACUUAACAUUGACUACACGAUAAAAUUCUACUUGGAAAACGGAGCAGACCGCAAUAAGCUUGUGCUCGGUAUCCCCACUUACGGACGUUCGUACACGCUGUUCAAUACUGAAGCUGUGGAAAUAGGCUCGCCUGCAGACGGUCCCGGGGAACAAGGGGACGCUACAAGAGAAAAGGGCUAUUUGGCUUAUUACGAGAUCUGCGAAGCUCUGAAACCUAAAAGCAAGAAACGCGCCAUCGACUCCGACGAAGAAUAUUCUGAAGAAGAGGAGGAGCAGGAAGACGAAGAAUGGACGGUGAUGCAUCCGAACCCUAACGCUAUGGGACCUAUAGCCUUCAAGGGGAACCAAUGGGUCGGCUAUGAUGACAUAGAUAUUGUUAGGAAGAAGGCGGAAUAUGUGGCUGAAAAUGGUCUUGGAGGUAUAAUGUUCUGGUCCAUCGACAACGACGACUUCAGGGGGACAUGUCACAGUAAACCGUACCCUCUAAUCGAAGCCGCUAAAGAAGCGUACAUACAGAAACUUGAAUCAUCGGACAAUGUCAUCAUAACAGAGAAGCCGAGUUCAGCGAGCCGCACCAGCAACAGGAGGAAGAACCGACCGAAGACCACCAAAACCACCACCACGACUACCACUACCACAGAGAAACCCACCACAACUAAGAGCAACAAACGCAAGAGCUCCAGCACGACGCCCGCGUGGGGUCUCGUCACGCCUUCGCCCCCGACCACCCCCGACCCUGGUUCAGACUUCAAGUGCGUUGAUGAAGGCUUCUUCCCUCAUCCUCGCGACUGCAAGAAGUACUUCUGGUGCCUCGACUCCGGACCCUCGGACCUCGGUAUCGUCGCUCAUCAGUUCACGUGUCCAUCAGGACUGUACUUUAACAAAGCGGCCGAUUCGUGUGACUUCGCCCGGAACGUCCUCUGCAAGACCGCCACCACCACGAAGGCCCCCACCACCAGGGCUCCCACUACCAAGCCUCCCACGACAAAGACCACCGUCACGACGACGACCACCACCACUACCAGGAAACCAAUUAAGAUUAGCACGAGGAACUCCCUGCUGUUUCGAACUACCACCACCACAACCCCGGCGCCUGAACCUGAGAGCGAUGAGGAAUACCAAGAUGAAGUCUCCGAAGACACGUUCGAUGACGCCGAGGAUCCGAAAGUCAUCAAGGAACUUAUUGACCUCAUCAAGAAAGUCGGUGGCAUUGAACAGCUGGAGAAACAAUUGCACCUGUCAGAAGCGUCGGCCAGCACCGACGGCGCCAGCACCACCACUCCCUCAUCUUUCAACAAGAAGCUUUACCAGAAAGUUCUGGAGAGAACCCGUGGGAAGAAUAAGUACAGCCAAAACAGCGUCUUCGAGAACAAUCGCCGAGCGCCGCAGAGUCAGGGUGGGGAGCUCGCCGCCGACGGAGACCAACUGCCGCGGAAGGACCGACCACAGUACGUGACCAUCAAUCGACAACGUCCAUCAACAUCGACCACAGCUGAACCAGAGAGCGAGUAUUCGGAAGAAGAGGAGGAAGAUGAAGAAGAAAUUCCGGAGCCCAUCAGAGCCAGACCGGCUGAAUCAUCGGGCAGAGUGGGAACGACGGCGAAACCAUUGCAGUACGUUAACAUCCGAAGAGGCAGACCCACCGCUACUACGUCAGAGCCCGCCGAUGAUACAGCUUCCAGAAAUGCCCUCUUUGAACGCCAAGAGCCGGCCGUGACGAGCUCGCUAAGUAAACUGGACGUUCUGAACGCACGUAAAGAGAACCUUCCCGAAUAUGUCACUAUAAGACGCCAGCGACCGACCACAGAGGAGACCACGACAGUGCAAUACCAAGCUGAAGAAUCAGAAGAAGAUUCACGUCAAACUGCAUUGGAGAGAGAAAUAUCUUCUCAACCACAAUACAAUUCUAUAAUUCGUACUCGCUCUACAACUUUUGCGCCAGUCGAAGAAUCAACUAGUCCCAUACCCUUUACAUCAAGAGCUCGGUCCACAACCCUCCCUCCAGUUGAAGAACCCAGCAGUCCUGAACCCACUACAGUUCUCACUGUCCAAAUAUCCUCUCUGAUCAAUUCUCUAAACUCCGAAAUCGAUUACCCCGUACCUGAAACCACAUUGGCCCAAGCUACUGAGCCUGCAGAAGCUCCUACGACAACAAGCACAACGGUCACUACCACCACCACAAUGACAACGACAGCGGCGCCUUCGUCCAUCCCACCACGUAGAACAGUUCUUAGGAGACGAGGCUCCACAUCUACCACCACCACCACCACUACUGCAUCAACUCCUGUGUCCUCAACUCAGCUGCCAAAACGAACCUUCCAGAGGCGGACAAGACCUCCAGUCGUACAGCCUGAGGUGGACAUCGAAAAGGUUCAGCGUGGAGAUUCUAAAUACACUAAACGGAACGAGACACGGCCGGCCACCACCGCAGCCCCGCGACGGAAUGAGAGGCCCCCUAAUAGGUUCGUCAGACGGAAGCCUGGUGGGGCGAAUGCUACCACUCUAUCGACGACCAGUGUGACCACGUCAACGACUACCCGCCGUCCGCUGCGCAUAGCCAACCGGCGGAGACCGACAGCGACUACCAGGAUCACCACCACGCCUACCACCACCACCCCUAACCCAAUUACCACUGCCCAACCGACUACCGCCUCGCCUACCACAAGCCAAGCAACAACCAUUGAAGAUAUCUUGGAUGUUGAACCAUUACAGGAUAUAGGGGAUACAGAUGCUAUUGAAGAACCAAAUCAAGAACAACGUGGAACAAGAAAGAAUAACAAAGUACGUCGUCCUUUAGUGACUUUGAAGGAGUCGCCGGGAGACCAGAAUCCGUCAGCGACAAACGAAGAGGAGAACAAGAGACAGAGCAAGAAAUACAGUUCAAGUUUCAAACAGAAUCAAUUGGACGACCUACUCAAGUUGAAGAGCAGGGACCUGGAAACCACCACUGAAUUCAAAACGACUGCUGUUGAAGACUUCAACGCAGAAACGGCAUUAGCAAUAGCCGCUCACCAGCUCUUCAGCGCGCCACUGCCGGUCUCACAGAACUAUGACGACGAAGCUAAGACCACAAGAACAACGCAAUCAUUCAAAUACACCAGCCCUCAGUUCAACCAGUUCACGGACAAGACACCUUACGAGGAGUAUCCUAGCACGCCCACACUUAGAGACACAGUAUCUAAUGUAGAUUUUACACAAACGACAAAUCCAGACACCAGAAUUACACAAUAUGAAACAACAAGAACAACCGACUUCCAAGUCACGAAUCCGUCAAUAAACACGUUCGCUGGUUAUUCGACUCUAUCAACUACUUCGGAUUCCAGUGAACUAACUUCGGUUUACGAGCCCAAGACAACGGGGACUUUAGCCAGAGCCAACGAAGAGACCAGGACACCGUCCACUAACAUCCGUUUUAACGUGCCCGAAGGAUUCACGUCGCGCUACACGACCGGUUAUACCACAACUGAUUUCGAGCCGAGCUUAACCACGAGCUUUGAAACGCAGAGGCCCAAGUAUGUCCCAGCCAGAGCCUCAACGUUCGGAUACUCUACGUUGACGACGGAGAACUCUCGCGAAUCUACGACGGAAUUCGAAACACCCAAAACGGGCCGUGCCAGAUAUCGGCCCACCACCACCACUGAUUCAAGCGAGACUCCUCCCGGUGUUGUCACUGUCGUGGGCAGAGGCUCAGGUAGAUACUCAAGCACGCCAUACCCGGCCAUAACGAAUGAGUACCUCGAAACGACUCGUGGUAUUUUUGAGGACCCAACCGAUUUCACUUCGCCCAAAGUUUCGACUUUCGCUAGUCCGAUCCCAACUGGCUUCACUUCGAGGCAGAGGAUUUCGUCUCCUAGUGUUGUAAAUGCAGGGUACACUGGAGUGUCUCCGAGGUCUUCCAGUAGAAGACCAGGGUCCAGCGAGAAGUACGGCACAGAGAAUUAUGGUUAUUCGACGGUGACUUACUCUCCGGCCAGUCGAGAGCCUUCGUUCUUUACGAGGGAUUAUCUUCUGGAGUCACCUGUUACUAAGACUUAUGAUGAAGAAUACCAGUACCUAACGCCUGUAACGACGCCGAAACCAAGAAAAGUGUUCAGAAAGAAGAUCCAACGUAGAAUAACUACGACAGCCCGGCCCACCACUUCCACCACGGUCAAACCGUCCACUCCGGUCCGACCCAGGACCACCACUGAGCUGUACGAGAAGAUAUCCAGAGCCCCAGUGAGGACUUACAGGCCCAUCGUGAACUAUGAUUAUUAUGAUGACAGCGACGAGAAAGUAGCCAACCGGUACGCCGAGGGUACGAAGGUGAUUCUACACGAGAAAGGUACAAUCGAAUGCUUAGAUGUGGGUAACUUCCCUCACCCGACCUCCUGUAAGAAGUUCAUAUCGUGUGCGCGUAUGGAAGGAGAGACAAUCGUAGCCUGGGAGUACAUAUGUCCUAAAGGCCUCAGCUUCGAUCCCGUCGGCGGUAUAUGUAACUGGUCAGCCGGCCUGGGUUGUGAUGAGAAGGAUGUUUAAACUAGGCUGUACGGGCGAUCGUUCAUAGACCGUGGUACGAUAAAGUAAAAACACAGAAAUGUUGUUUUUGGAAUUACAAAUUAAUUAAAUUUUUUAUCUAUGGAGGAUAGAAGUACCUAAGAAGGACCAUCUUGCAGUAAGUGUCCGCUGAAAGCGAGCCAAUUAAAGUGGCGCCGUAGGAGUAAGUGGAAAGAAUUUUCAAAACUGUUUUUAGAAAGCGCCUUAAGCUAUUAAAGUAGGACACUAAAUUAAGAAGUAAAGAAAACCUUCCUACUUAAAUAGUAAUAAAAAUUGAAUUGAGAUUUAGGUAAAUUCGGCAUAUUUUUAACUAUACAAGUCACAAAAAAUAUUAAAUUUUUCAAUACAACAUAAGUACUUAACUCUGUUUAAAAUUAGUAUAUUUUUAUAAUUUUCACUUCCGUUUAAAAUUGGUAUAUUUAUAUCAUUUCCACUUCCUACCAUACCGGUAUUUCGGCGAGUAUUCCAACAAUAUCUUACCUUUUUUUUACAGGCGGACUCUUUUUCAACUUAUCUCCUUAAACAAGAUGAUGCUUCUUACGUCUACCCUCCAUAAUUGUAUUAUAAAAUUUAGUUUUACUUCUUUUUAGUGUACUUAAUUGCAAUUUAUGUGUCGAAUUCAUAUUUAACGGUAACGCGCUUAAUGAACGAUCUUAUUGUGUUAAAUCAUUAUUUAUUUUUAGUAACAAAAAAAUAUAUUUGUGAUCAAAAUGUGUUUCACAAAAAUUUCCUUUUUUUCUAUAUUUUAUACUCUAUUACUGAUGACUUGUGAUAUCUAUUUCAUAUUUGACUGAUAUAAAGUGUUAAAACUGAAUUAUUUAAAGAAUGUAAACGACUGGAGGGCUUAUUUUGAAUCUUUUCAAAAUUAUAAAUUGAAUACAUUAUAUGAAUUGUCUAAUAGAUAAAAUGCAUAUCUAUAAGUUCUAAUAACACGUUCGCGUGAGCAACCUUAUUUCGUCUUUUCGCAUUAAAAGUGUACAAUUUCCAAAAAUAUUCGUAAUUGAGUUAAUAUGCGGAAUCAUUUGGUAUCACCAGUAUUUUUCUCAUAAAUACUGUCAAAAGAGCUUAUCUUAGUUUUAGUUUUUUUUUUAGUUUACCUAUGUUUUGACUACUAUUAACAAAAUUAAUAAAUAAUUGUAUCUUACUUAAGACAGAUAAUUUAACUGGAAAAAAAUAAAAAAUAAGUGUUGCAAAGAUUAAUAUUAAAAAUAUCACAUGUUAAGCCGAAUGCGAGAAGACGAUUUCUGAUUAUUGCUACUGGGGCGCACCUUUUUUCCAUACAAAGUUUAGCAACGUCUAAAAACGUCCCGCCGUAAUACGCACAUACAUCUUAUGAAUCGAUGAUUAUUUUAAGGAACGCGGCGUGUCAUCUAUGAAAAUUGAAUGUGUUGUGGCGCUAAGUAAAUGCGCCAUAGGAAUUUUCCCAUAAAAUAGACGUCCAAAGAAGUUAAGAUAAAAUAAAUAUGAUAAUCUAGAGGCCGUCAUAUGACGUCGCGCCAUUUCAUAAUUUUAAAAACACGACGUUGCUCAAGCGAACUUGUUUUAAUGACAUUAAAUAAAAGUAAUUAAAUCCAUAAAUAUUUUAUUGAAUAAAAAUAUACAUGCAGAAUAGUGCACGUGAGAGGCUACUACGGUUGGUAUGUUUGUUUGUAUACAUUACGAGCUUCUAAUAAGUUAGAAAUCUGAUUUUUUGUCCUGCUCGCACAAACACAAAUCUUGCAUCGUUAAUGCGAAACAUGUAAACGUUACAAUACGACAUGCUGCUAACUGCUGCUUUCAUAUUAUCAAUCACAUUUUUUUUCGAAAAAUGUUUAUUGAAAAUUGAGUUAACAAGUUCAAUUAUUAAGCUGUGCCAGUCAAUUAUUUUUAAAUUACUCUAAGUCAAAAUAUUACUGUUACUUUUUAUAGUUCUAAUAAGUCCUAAACGACCUCAGAAAAGAAACGCGAAAGUGUUUCGAAAAUGAACUCUAUUACUUAAAACAUCUUUUGGAUGAAAUUAUUUCUUAAAGCUACAGAUACUUCUCAGUAAACUUACACUGCCAUUAUGAUACUCAAUGUUAAAAAAUUUAGCUGUCUUUUAGAUAACAUAAAAAGAACUAGUAUAUUUUUAACUUUUAAUUUUCCAAAAGUUUCAACAGCACACUCAGAAUACAUUUAAGUAGGUACCUAGUUACUUAUUGUUGUAAAAAAUACAUAAAUCAUAGAUUCUUAUCUAAUUAAUGUCGGGUAGUAUAAAGGAACCUGUUAAUUCUCUUUGUUUUUUACUACCUUUAAUAAGUAAGUGUUUAUACUAUGUUAAAUUAUGUAUUACCUAUCUAUAAUAGUUUAAAAAUAAAAUUAAUUUUUUUUUUUUUUUAUAAAUAUUAGAAUGUGCCUUAUUGAGUUUUAAGGAAUGUGAAUGUCACUGAAUGUAUCGUUAAGGAAAUAAAGGAGACUUAAAAUUUG